Ceratotherium simum simum (southern white rhinoceros) is the source of this 929-nucleotide messenger RNA. It is a transcript of the gene PNPO, whose product is annotated as pyridoxamine 5'-phosphate oxidase. Gene Ontology annotation, biological process: pyridoxine biosynthetic process; pyridoxal 5'-phosphate biosynthetic process. The record is from RefSeq and is a predicted model, not a curated record. NCBI's taxonomy places the organism in Eukaryota, Metazoa, Chordata, Mammalia, Perissodactyla, Rhinocerotidae. Gene Ontology annotation, molecular function: pyridoxamine phosphate oxidase activity; FMN binding.
GGCCUGAUAGCCGGGCUUGGCGACUGGCAAAUUCUUCCUUCCCCGGGGUAGAGUCCCGGGCUGGGAAACUGGUUCCGAACCCAACGGAACCCAGCGCCGGGCGACGCCGGGUCACGUGGCCGACGGCCCAAUGACGUGCCGGCUGUGGGGCGUCAUCGUGACGUUCGGGCGAUCAUCCGAGUGGCCCCGCUACCUCUGCCACCUCCGCCACCUGUGCGGCCGCGGUGCUGUCAUGGACCUGGGACCCAUGCGCAAGAGUUACCGCGGGGACCGAGAGGCAUUUGAGGAGGCUCAGCUGACCUCCCUGGACCCCAUGAAGCAGUUUGCUGCCUGGUUCGAGGAGGCUGUUCAGUGUCCUGACAUAGGGGAAGCCAAUGCCAUGUGUCUGGCUACCUGCACCAGAGAUGGGAAGCCGUCUGCCCGCAUGGUGCUGCUGAAGGGCUUUGGCAAGGAUGGCUUCCGUUUCUUCACUAACUUCGAGAGUCGAAAGGGAAAAGAGCUGGACUCUAAUCCCUUCGCUUCCAUUGUCUUCUACUGGGAGCCCCUAAACCGUCAGGUGCGUGUGGAGGGCCCUGUGAAGAAGCUGCCCGAGGAGGAGGCCGAGUGCUACUUCCACUCCCGCCCCAAAAGCAGCCAGAUUGGGGCCGUGGUCAGUCACCAGAGCUCCGUGAUCCCCGAUCGGGAGUAUCUGAGAAAGAAAAACGAGGAACUGGAGCAGCUCUACCGGGAACAAGAGGUGCCGAAGCCAAAAUACUGGGGUGGCUACGUCCUGGACCCGCAGGUGAUGGAGUUCUGGCAGGGCCAAACCAACCGCCUGCACGACCGGAUCAUCUUUCGGCGGGGCCUCCAGACAGGAGACCCCCCUUUGGGGCCCAUGACCCACCGCGGGGAGGAAGGCUGGCUCUACGAGAGACUUGCGCCCUGACUCC